This is a messenger RNA of Eptesicus fuscus (big brown bat), 1198 nucleotides long. RefSeq names its product thiol methyltransferase 1A (gene TMT1A). Bases 394 to 1128 code for a protein of 244 amino acids. NCBI's taxonomy places the organism in Eukaryota, Metazoa, Chordata, Mammalia, Chiroptera, Vespertilionidae. The transcript is spliced from 2 exons. The record is from RefSeq and is a predicted model, not a curated record. Gene Ontology annotation, molecular function: S-adenosylmethionine-dependent methyltransferase activity.
CCAUCGAUUGGCCCGGCUCCGCCCCGGCUCUGUCCUCCCCGCCGAGGUCACCGGACGCUGGGCCCACGGUAAGGGCGCUGCGGGGAGAACUGGGGCGGGAAACGGGCAGCCGUCUCCCAACCGAGAGCGGGGGGAGCAGGCGCAGAUUCAGAACCAGGGACGGGACGCCCCUUUCCUUCGAAGGAGAAACCGGAACCUUCUCAUUUGCUUCAUGAAAACUAAGCUGAGUCCACUGUCGCCCACGGCCAUUGAUUGGGCGAAACUGGCCUCUUGCCCAGGAUCCCAGCUCGGCUCCCUCCGCGGCUGAUUGGCCCGGAGUGCGGCCAGCGGCCGCCGCCCGCCCUUAAAGGAGCCGGUGCGCUCAGCCGUGUGGGGUUUCCUCCUCUUCCAGUGAUGGCGCUUACCGUCCUGCUCCUGCAGCUGGCCGUCCGCAUCCUGGCAUUCCCCCUGUACCUGCUGGACUUCCUGGGCCUGUGGAACGGGAUGUGCAAAAGAUGCUUCCCCUUCCUCCUGGUGAGGCUCACCUCAGUGUACAACAAGCAGAUGGCGAGCACGAAGCGGGAGCUCUUCAGCAGCCUGCAGGAGCAUGGGAGCCCCUCGGGGGAGCUCUGCCUGCUGGAGCUGGGCUGCGGCACCGGGGCCAACUUCAAGUUCUAUCCGCCUGGGUGCAGGGUGACCUGCGUUGACCCCAACCCCAACUUCGAGAAGUUCUUGAUCAAGAGCAUCGCUGAGAACCGACACGUGCAGUUUGAGCGCUUCGUGGUGGCCGCCGGGGAGAACAUGCACCCGGUGGCCGAUGGCUCCAUGGACGUGGUGGUGUGCACCCUGGUCCUGUGCUCCGUGGAGAACCAGGAGCGCAUCCUCCAGGAGGUGCGCAGGGUGCUGAGGCCGGGCGGGGCCUUUUAUUUCCUGGAGCAUGUAGCAGCUGAGCGUUCAACCUGGAGUUACUUCUGGCAACAGGUCCUGGAGCCUGUCUGGUACCUUCUGUUUGACGGGUGCAACCUGACCCGAGAGAGCUGGAAGGCAGUGGAGCGGGCCGGCUUCUCCAGGCUGCAGCUGCAGCGCCUGCAGGCCCCGCUGUCCUGGGCGCUGGUGCGCCCGCACAUCUGUGGAUAUGCCGUGAAAUAGCGCCAGUGGGAGCAGAGAGCCGAAUGAAUGGCUCAGAUCACCUAAGGCUUCUGUUUUACACUUAAAUACU